Salvia miltiorrhiza (redroot sage) is the source of this 2453-nucleotide messenger RNA. Its product is annotated as interactor of constitutive active ROPs 3. The transcript is spliced from 4 exons. NCBI's taxonomy places the organism in Eukaryota, Viridiplantae, Streptophyta, Magnoliopsida, Lamiales, Lamiaceae. Bases 537 to 2315 code for a protein of 592 amino acids. The record is from RefSeq and is a predicted model, not a curated record.
GAAAAAAAGUAAAUAAUCUCUCAGCUUGUAUAAUUAUGAGCAGAAAUGGCCAUUAAUUUAAUCUCCAAACAUAAACACUGCUUAGAUUACAUUACCCCUUUGCAUUUGACUUAGAUUACUCCUUUGCAACUGCCACUUUUGACUUGUUUCAUCAUCUGCAUUACUAUAAUGAAAAAAGAUUCAAUUUUUUUCCCCACCAAUCUCGGCUGCAAUGGGGGAUGCUGUAGUUUGUCGAAACUGCCCCUGUUGGAAAAUGAUAUUUCCCCCCUCGUGUCCCCACACCAUCUGCCAACUUGCCCCUCCCCUUUUAUAGCUGUGAUUGCAUUUGCCUCGUGACUGCAUUUACACUGGCAUAUGUAGCACGCCUACAAUUCUUGAUCAUUGAGUUAUUGCACUCUUUUUUCAUCACAACACCGUUAGUGGCUGCGUGAAUUGAUUAAAUGUCUUCGUCUAGUGUUGCAGGUUGUGUGGUAGGAGGCAUUUAAGGAGCUCAAGCCGUUUUCUUUUACUACAUUGAAUUUACUCUAGUUAAGAAUAUGCAGACCCCUAAAGCAAGAGGCAGUCCCUCCAGCGCGCCCCAGAAGAGCUCUCCUCGAUCAAUUUCAUCAGAGGCUUCUCUAAAAAGCUCGUCCCCUCAAGCCGCUUCCUCGGAGAAGGUUUCGCCUAAAGUGGUGCGUCAGCUCAAGACAGGUCCCCGUUUCUUAGACCCUACCGCGUCUUCAUCCAACCAAGCGAGCCGAGCACCAAAAGAGAGAAGUCCUAAAGUAGCCGAACACAAAUCCCCUAGAAGCCCGCUGUCUGAGAAGAAGCGGCCUAGCAAAGUUCCCGAGCUCGAGAGUCAGAUUUCUCAGCUCGAACAUGAUCUGAAAGUUGUCAAGGACCAGUUGAUCUCUACGGAAGCGCAGAAGAAGCAAGCACAGAAAGAUGCAGAGGAGUCGAACCAGCAGCUCUUGUCGCUCUCUUUGAAGCUCGAGGAAUUGCAGAAACAGCUCUCGGAGGAACAAGAAUCGGGCAUACAAUUUGAGCUCGAGGCUAUCAAGAAGAAGAGCUCUCACGAGUCCGCUGCUUUGGCAUCUGCAUUGGAUGAGAUCGAGCAGCUUAAGCUGCAGAUUGAGACUGUAGCUGAAUCCGAGGCUACUCAAUCGAAGAACUUGGAAUCUGAGCAAAGCGAUCUCCUUAAACUGAAAGAGAACUUGACCGAAACACUCUUGAUUGUGGAAGAAAUGAAACAGCAGGUAAUGCAUAGCAAAGAAUCCGAAGCUGAGGCUCAGGCGCUUGUUGGAGAAACUCUGUUGCAGCUGGAAACGGCGAAGAAGAUGAUGGAGACGCUUAGGUCAGAUGGACUGAGAGCCACGGAAGCAUAUAACGCCAUUGCUGCUGAGCUGGAGCAGUCGAGAGCCCGUGUUAAUUUUCUCGAAGAUCUGGUGAGCAACCUCAAGGACUCCCAACGCGAAGACGUAGGUGAAACAGAAGUUAGUUCUUUGAAACUUGAAGUCGAGCAACUGAGAUCGGCUUUAGAAGUCGGUGAGAUAAGAUACAACGAGGAACGAAGCCACAGUGCAGAGCAGAUACGGGAUGCCAUGGAGACGGUGGAGAAGUUCAAAUCUGCAUCGAGCCAGAGAGAGGCCGAGCUGGAGGUGGAGAUACGGAGAUCCAAAUACGAGAUCGAGGAGCUGAAGGCGAACCUAAUGGACAAGGAAACCGAACUGCAGGGUAUAUGCGAGGAGAACGAAGGCCUCACCACGAAGCUCGAGAGCUCCGUGUUGGGGCAGAGAGAGAACGAGCUGGAGAAGAGGCUCCACGACUCAAAGGCGGAGGUAGAAGCCCUCAAGGCCAGCCUGCAACAGAAGGAGGCGGAGUGGCAAAACACAUCGAAGGAAAACGAGGCGCUGAAGGAGAUGAUGAGUGCCGGUGAGGUGGAGGAGUCGGCUAGGGCCGCGGAGAGAGAGGUGGCCGUGAAGGUGAGCUACAUGGCGGAGGAGGUGGAGAAGAGCAACAGGAAGGCGGCGAGAGUGGGGGAGCAGCUGGAGGCGGUGCAGGCAGCGAACGCGGAGAUGGAAGGCGAGCUGAGGAGGCUGAAAGUGCAGUCGGAUCAGUGGAGGAAGGCCGCCGAGGCAGCGGCUGCAAUGCUAUCGGCCGGGAACAACGGGCAGAUGAUGGAGAGGACGGGGUCGAUGGACAGCCACUACAACAGCCCGCGGACGGGGAAGAUAAGCUCGCCGUACGGGGACGAGCUCGACGAGGAGUUGAUGAAGAAGAAGAAUGCCAACAUGCUGAGGAGGUUUGGGGUGUUGUGGAAGAAGCCACAGAAAUAGGAAACACCAUUCUUUGCUUUUCUUCACUGCAACUUAUCUUUUGGUAUAUUGCUUGGAUUUAUCUUGAACCAUAUUAUGUAGUAUUCUAUGUAACCAUGACACUAGUUUAUGUUUAUAUACUACUAUCUUUACUCAAAA